AUGGACCAAAAAGAUGUGGUGCAAGGCAGCGUUGCUGCGGCAGAGCCGCGAUGUACUCUUCUGCUUCAAGAUAGCCAGUUCUUGAUUGGUGGUGGUGGAGAUAAAUCCCCGAUAGAAAACUAUAUGAAAGAGGGUUAUCUUUACGAGAUUGAUCACGCUCAGUUACCUCCAAGAACCCCAGCUCACCUCCGCUCCAUCCGAGUUGCUAUGGUCUGCGAGAAGACGGAGUUGAAUGUGGCAGUGAGGUAUCCAAGCAUGGAGUCGCUAAAAGCAUUCUUCAACUACAGCUUGAGGGAGUCUCACCCUUCUUUGGAUGAGAAGUUUGUGAUGGGGUCGGCGCUGGCAGCGAGAGUGCUUGUUCGGAUAGUUCCGGCUGAGAUCUUCAUGGAGCAGAAGUGUUGGAUUGAUUUCUGGGUGAUUGCACAAAGGAAAGGAAGUAGCUGUCUGUCUGAGGCUCUCAAGGGGAGUGGGAUGGUGACAUGGGGGAUAAGAAGGCAAGUUAAGUAUUUGGGUAGGCAUAAGGAGAUGGAUGAUAAUAAUGAUGUUUAUAUUGCUCAGAACUCAUCUUCGAGUUUUGUCAAUGGAGUUGAGGAAUCUCAGAUGGGAUUAUUAGCUACUGAUAUGGAAAAUUGUGAUGAUCAGGAAAAUGCAGAGGAUGUAGAAGAAGAUGAGGAAGAGGAAGAAGAAGAAGAAGAGGAGGAAGAAGAUGAGGAAGAGGAAGAGGAGGAGGAUGAGGAAGAAGAGGAGGAGGAGGAGGAGGAGAAGAUCAAGGUUGAGGAGAUUAAUGAGAACAUGAAUAGAAAGAGGUACUCCUUUAGGAAUUUGAGUAUUAGGAAAACGAAGAAACCAAGGCUUGAGAUCAGAAAGCAAAAGCCAAAUCAGACGCAGAAGAAGAAUCAGAUCAAGAAAAUCAAGGGUAGUAAGAAAUCAAGGGGAUCACUCGUUCACAGAGAUCCAAAAGAUCGUUGGUCUACUCAAAGGUACAAGCUUGCUGAGCAAAACCUUUUGGAGGUGAUGAAAUCAAAGGGAGCAACAGCUGAGAAACCGAUCUUGAGGCCUCAACUGAGAGCAGAAGCAAGAAAGAGGAUAGGCGAUACAGGACUACUUGACCAUCUCUUAAAGCAUAUGGCUGGAAAGCUUGCUCCAGGAGGGCAGGAGAGGUUCAGGAGGCGGCAUAAUCCUGACGGAGCAAUGGAGUAUUGGUUGGAAUGCGCUAAUCUUGUUAAAAUCAGGAAGGAUGCUGGAGUGACUGACCCUUAUUGGGUGCCACCACCUGGUUGGAAACUUGGCGAUUCCCCAACUCAGGACCCUAUAUGUGCUAGAGAGUUGAAGCUGCUUAGGGGUGAUGUUUCAAAAAUUAAAAGAAGUUUGGAACUGAUGGCAACAAAGAUGCAGUUGGAGGAGGAAGUUGGAAAGUUGAGAAGGGAGAUUGGUGAAAUUCAUUACAAGAAAAAGCAACAAGGUCAAGCAUUCACUGAAGAAUCAAACAAGUAUGACAUAAGUAAAAAGCUGGAUCAGCUUACUGCUUCUUUUGAAUCCUUAAAACGUGAUUUUAGCAGCGUGCACCUUUCAGAGGUAUAGUUAAUGUAUACUGAAAAGUACAAGGAACAAUUGAUGACCAUCUCUGAUUUUGUGAAAGACAUUGAGGUAUGUGGUGAGGGAAAAAAAUUACAGUUAGAGGAAAAAGCAGCAAAGAUAGAAAGGCUGAAGAGUGGUUUCAGAAUCUGCAAGCCACAGGGCACUUUCCUGUGGCCAAACAACAACAACAGCAGCAGUUCUGUGAAGGUCCAAGUUGAGGUUCCCACUCCUCCUUCAGUUUCCUCCUCCACCAUGCCACCUCAGCUUCCCUACCUCUAUCAGCCACCACCACCACCACCACCACCACCAUCACCAUCCAUAGUCAAACCCUUGGCUGAAAAACGUGCAGUAAAAGUCAAUCUGAGUCAUGCCGUGCCACCGUACAAGGUUUCUGCAAAUAGGCCGGCGUUGGAGAGUGGUGGUGGUUAUACAGAGACGGCAACGAGCUGCUCUGAGGUAGGAAGCUGGUUGGCACUGUCUACUACUCUCAAGUCUGAUUCCAGCCAUGGUUGA
Salvia hispanica is the source of this 2091-nucleotide messenger RNA. The record is from RefSeq and is a predicted model, not a curated record. Lineage: Eukaryota; Viridiplantae; Streptophyta; Magnoliopsida; Lamiales; Lamiaceae.